GAGAGAGCCCUCUCACAAGAGAGGCUGCUUCGCUCGCGUGCCGCCGGUCCACUGCAGUGAAAAAAGCAGUCAGGAGUCGUUCAGACGCGGUGCGUUGUUGUGGAGCUCGCCGGCGGAGAGCUCGCAAAGUCGCGCGGCUCGGUACGACGUUCGUGCAGCGGCUCUUCAGGCAAGGACCGGGGUCUCGCUAGGAGGAGGAGUAGUCCUGCACCUUCCGUCCAAGCGCUGCAGAAGGGAGCCCCAGGCAGCAUGAUGCUGAGCGGAGGGUGGCGGCUCCUAUUCGCUCUCCUGCUCGCCGUGUGCAGCGUCAGCGCAAAGUCUCGCCACAACCGAGAUGGCAGCGCAACCUACGUGGAGGAAGACGAAGACAAGUUCCUCAGCAGCGAGGACUCGGUCGCUCCGACGGCGCCCAAAGCACUGCCUCUCGACUUUGAUUUGUGCGAGACCAUGGUGUGCGGUCGGGGCCGCCAGUGCGAGCUGAACGAUGCCGGCGAGGCAAGCUGCGUGUGCCAGAAAUCGUGCAAGAAGAGGCGCAAGCCCGUGUGCGGCUCGGACGGCAACUACUACAUCAACCACUGCGAGCUGCACAGGGCCGCCUGCCUCGCGGGAAAGCCGAUUGCCAUCGACCAUCGCGGAAACUGCAAUAGGGUCGAGCACGAGAGCUCUACGGAGAAAACCAACGCCAGCCAGCAGGGCCCGGAGAGCAAGGUAGAUAGGACGGAGGUGCCUUCUUCGUGGACGAAUAUGCCAUCACGCGAGGCAAAGGUGGCCACAACCACGGAGUCUGAGGAUUCAACGCAGCAGGACUGCACUCAGCAGGAGUACGACUUCAUGAAAGAGAACCUGCUGCUCUACAACAACGCCAAGAUGACAGAUAACAAGAAGACAGGCAACGAGUACCUGGUGAGCAUCAUGUUCUCACACUACGACCACAACCACAACGGGCUGCUGGAGGCCGAGGAGCUGUGGAAGGCCGGCGAAGAAGACCGGCUGGGCCAGCUAUCCACUGUGUGCAUACUGGCCGACAUGCUGCUCUUCGACGACGCCAACCACGACGGCCGCCUCAACAUCAACGAGUUCUAUCUUGCCUUUAGUAAGUUAUACAGCGUCUCGGUUGUGUCGCUGGAUAAGUCUCUCGAGGUAAACCACGUGACUGCUCGUGUGGGCGACAACGUUGAGAUCAAGUGUGACGUCACCGGGACUCCUCCGCCUCCAAUCGUAUGGCGACGCAACAACAUGGACCUCUCUUCGCUAAGUGAAGACGAGAUCAAGGUGUUCGUUGAUGGCUCCCUAUACCUCACCAACGUUCAACUGGUCCACUCUGGAAACUACACAUGCCACGCCCAAAGAAAUCAUGACGUCAUCCAAACGCAUAUUUUACACGUUCAAACAAUGCCCGAGGUUCGGGUGAUUCCAAAGCUUCAGUCGCGAGCACCAGGUGAGCUGGCCGAGAUGGAGUGUCACGUGACGGGAGUACCCACGCCGCGGGUCACAUGGCUGAAAAACGACGAAGGCCUUCGAGUCGCCACUGACAAGUAUACCAUCAUAGGAAACGGGACAGCCUUAAUGGUCGGCAAGAUUACCUACAGCGACACAGGAGCCUACAUGUGCGUUGCGUCGAAUCCCGCUGGAUCCACAAGGGACAUCAGCUCGCUCGUUGUCCAAGACCAGCCAACUCCAACGGCCCCAUCCGAGGAGCGCCGGUUCUUCACUUUCCACGACUGGGGUGUGGCUGUGUACGACCCGGACAACUGCCGUCUCUACCACCAGAUUCAAAGCGUCGACAUCAUCCCAGGCACGCAGGAGUACGUGUGCGGCGAUCGGGGAGCCAACUGCUCCUGGGGCCGUGCCAUCAACGUGGCCGACCGAUACGUCUACGUCUCCCAGCCGACCAAGGGCCGUGUGCUCAUCAUAUCGCGCAUACAGAUGGUCGUCGUCGAUGUGGUGGUGACGGACAAGUUCCCCGUGGACCUGCACUACGUUCCGCAUCUGGAUCAGGUGUGGGUUCUGUGCUGGCGAGGCCCCGUGGACCGUGGCACAAAGACCAUCCAGAUCAUCCGUGACGCCAGCCAAAAGAAGAAGCACCACACCGUUCACCCAGAGCCAGUUGAUGGACACUUUGACCUGGUAAGCGGCCUUUUCAUCCCACCGGCUCAGGACCUCGGCUAUCCUUGGAAAUACGGCUAUGUGGUGCACACCAACCAGCGCGGCAUGUACAAGAUGGACCUCCGAGCCAUGAAGUACAUCAAGACCGUCGAUCUGACGCCUUACAACUGUGCCCCAGCAAGCGCCGACUUUGCCUCCCUGGGGGGCUUCGUGAUCCUGGAGUGCCUGGAACCCAUCACUCAGCGGCCAAUGGGCCAGAUCCUGCUCGACUACCUCACCGACACGGUGCUUUCGCACAAGACCAACCUGUUCGGCCGUCCGCGCGUCUCGCCCGACUCACGGCACGUCAUCACGCUGCAGAGCUCCAACAACAGCGUCGUCAUAGUCGCCCAGGAGGUCACCGAGCAAGGUUUACGGUUCCUGUUCGACGUGAAGACAACGCUGCAGAUCAGCGACGCAACUUUCUUCACGUCGCGCACAAGCCACAGCUACGACUUGUACGCCAGCUCGUCCACCAAGGAGGACAUCCUCUUGGUGAACCUGCAGGACGGCAAGGUCGAGGUCAUCACGGGCACGGGCCGUGCGAUCGAUCCACGCGGCGCUCGCUGGGGCAACGCCAACCGGCCCAUCAGCAGCGCGGGCGUCUUCGGCACCUACAUGGUCACCACGGCCAGCGAGGCCGUCUUCGUGCUCAACGGCAAGACGCGCACCGUCAACUGCGAGAUCGGCAACGUCGUUCAUCCGCGAAUGAUGGUUUGGGUGCGCUCGCCCUAAAUUCGGCCGUCUUAUCUCCGCUGCCUCCCCGCCUCUCCCCUCGACCAAUUGCCAGCCUUUGGCGCUCGCUCUCUCUCUUCCCUUUCUCGACAUUUUUUGCCUUGAUUUUACGGUUCUUUCAGGUGUGUAUGAGGCAGACAGCCAUACUGUUUUAACCGAAAGCGAGCUGCCAUGUCCGUUUCAGGCCGAAAAGUAAAUCUGUGCAUUUAGCACGGCACGCACAGCGUCGUCCUACGCUUCGUAGAGUACUGUAUGAAACUGCGUCGGCGUUGACGCAGCCUCCCCAUCCAAGAAAGCCCUGCAGGGGAGAGAGGCCUCCCUCAUGACGCCUGGUAUAUAAAGUAAUGGUGAGAACAGGACGCUCGCGGCAGCGCCCUAGUGGCGUUAUUGCGCAGCCAACAUGGGGGCCGAAAAUUGAGGUGUCUCCCUUUGCGCAGAACUGCUCACAAGUCUAAGGGGGUUUCGAGGAGUAGCUAGCUAAGGCUAACACAUAUGAGCAUGCGAAAGCGACGGCGCAGUAACACCUUGAGUUAAUCUCUAGGUUCAGCUUUCAUUGCUAAAAAGGCGCCACAGUUUCGAGCGAAAAUAGGGUUAAACGUACUUAAUCUACAGCCAGCAAAGGAAAAAAAAAAAGCACAUAGUAAACUUAACCACAAGGCUAUUGACAUUUGACAUCCGUUUUAUAUGUCCGAUUUUUUCCAUUCUUCUUAAGUAGAUCAUUUUGCGAGCAAUAAGUUUUAGCGAUGGCCGUUGGUGGGUGAUGUAGAGGCCAAAAAAAAAAAAAGAUGUUUGUGUACGUGAACAUGCGCUGCCUACACUUUUUUUUUUUUUGUACGGCUUUCUCGUUCAGUGUUUGAGAUCGGAGAACAAGGCUCAUGGCCGCCGUCCAAUUAUCUGCUUUGCGGUCUAUAGUCCGGAGAACUGCAAUCCGCCAUAUUGUAGGGUUUGUAUUUUCUGUUUGCACGCGCUUUCAAAGGCGUGCGCUUUUAAACGUAGCGGAGCGCGUGAAACACCAUGAAUAGCGUAAGCGUUGGGCAGUGAGAGCAACUCGUCGCUAGUCUCACGUGGCAGGAGCCAAUCAGGAAUAGUGGCAAGAUCCAAUACAACAUUCCUCGAGAGCAGUGCGUGUCGUAUCUUUGGCUAAAACACUAAAGUUUGUCACGUCAACAAACUGUUCUGCAGUUAAUGAAGAAUUGAGACAUUUGUUGAGAUGACACUGGGCAUCCUUCAGGGCGAAGUUUUUUUUCAAUCUUAGCCGGGUGUCCACGCUUAUAUUGUUCUGAACUUCUAGUCUCGGUUGAAUUGGCAACGCUGCUUAAACCGACAUUGGUUCUUAUCUAAUGAACGCUAACGGCAGUGGGGGAAACUUGGGCAGUGCCCGACAGAUUCUGCACCGACUGUUUCCUGUCGUAAUAACGAAUACAGAAAGCUGUAACAACAACAAAAAACAAUCUUUAUCAAUGUUUAGUUUUGCCAGCAACUUCCGUUAUCGUACCACUCUUCCGUUGCCAUAUUUUAAACAAUCCGUAGCGGGAGCCGCAUAGCUGAGAGCUAUUAAUAUUUAGGUUACAUUUCCCGUGUGGUGUUUCUUGCGCGUUCCUGAUUAUAGCGAAUCAAAUCUGGACAUUUCUGGCUGCCGCAUACCCGUGUAAAUGUUGUGCUUUCAUUCUCUUUGUUCCUUUAUUUUGCCCAGAGCUGACGAGAUUAGUUGUUUUCAUUUCUGACUACAGAUGGCCGCAUCUGAAGCCGGGUAUGCCUGAUGUGGCCUUUUGCAUUCGGGAGGAUCACUGCGCUUCUGCUAUUGCCGCCAGCGACGGUCAAAAAUUCAUGUUGUACAUAACCUAUAGCGACAUGUAUCCGAUUCAGGUUGUGCAGUACUCGGCGUCUUCUGUAGCAUCUGAGCUCUGUCUGCCAAGUGAGGUUUGGACUUAGUCGGUCUUGAUUUUCAGAGUACGCUAAGGCUAUAAUAAUACCUGGACAAAUAUGGGCGUGUUACAGAGUGUGAAAGCGGCGUGUCGGGGCAUUCAGCGGUGUGUCCGUGGCUUCAUUAAUUAAGCCGGUCAGAUAAGCUGCGGAUGUCCAUGCACAGACCUCCUUUGCCUGAAAUGCCUCAGCUGAAAGGACUCAAUCUUGACCAGAUGCCACUGACAGAUUUAGGCUUUCACUGUAUGGUCGCAUGCGAAGUUUAGAAGGUGUUAAGAUGAUACAAUAUCGUGUUGGCCCGUCUCGGUAGUUGUGAUGGUCGUCAAAAACUUUCUCGCUUCUUCGAAAAUGGCUCGGUAUGACUGUAGGUAAGGCGGCAGAGUUAUCACGCACGAAUAUUUGCGGGAAAGCACAAUUUUCUGUCGUUCUGUGAAGAAAGGUUAUGACUGUUCUAUGUAGGUGAAGCUGCGAAAGCUUCAGGAGAUGCGUCUGUUCAUCUGGCACUUUCCCGCAUCCACCUAAUCCAGUCGGAAUGAUAUGUGUAUAUUUAAAAGAAGCUUUUCUACUUUAGUUUGUUUUAGUUUUUUUUUUUACCUUGGUGACUGUAAUUCUAGUCUUGACUGUAGUUCUCAUCCAUGUAGUGUCACACUUGUAAAUAUGCGUAUUUGAAGUUGAAAUGGAGAUAUGUUGCGCCAAGGCGCGUUAUGUAGACCAACUUGUUUCGCUAUAUCUGAUUUUAAGGUGUGCUUGUCGAAAGUGCAUUGAUGUGUAUGUAUGUGGCAUUAAUAAAGAAC
Messenger RNA from Rhipicephalus sanguineus (brown dog tick), 5597 nucleotides. Its product is annotated as follistatin-related protein 5. The record is from RefSeq and is a predicted model, not a curated record. Bases 250 to 2880 code for a protein of 876 amino acids. Gene Ontology annotation, biological process: cell differentiation; multicellular organism development; regulation of BMP signaling pathway. NCBI's taxonomy places the organism in Eukaryota, Metazoa, Arthropoda, Arachnida, Ixodida, Ixodidae. The transcript has 15 exons. Gene Ontology annotation, molecular function: protein binding.